GCAGAAUAUAAAUAUGGUGAACCUGACGUUGACACACAGGGACCCGUGUCUCCGGAGAGCCUAGUACGAAGUGGGUUUCUGAAAGAUCCAGAGAUUGGCUUGAGAUAAACCAAGAACAUGGGGCUCGGCACGGGGAAUGAUAAAUACCAGCUGGCAGCAACUUCAGAAAAGGAAAUCAAAAAGCCAAAGAAGGUGAAAAGAAACAAGAAGGAUGUGGACGACCUUAAGAAAGAAGUCGAUCUGGAUGACCACAAGUUGACUUUGGAUGAGCUUCAGCGCAAACACAGCACCGACCUGCACAAGGGUUUGUCUGCAUCCCGUGCGAGAGAGGUCUUAGCCCGUGAUGGACCCAAUUCUCUGACCCCACCACCUACCACUCCUGAAUGGGUGAAGUUCUGCAAACAGCUCUUUGGUGGAUUUCAAACGCUGCUGUGGUUUGGUGCUUUCCUUUGCUUCACGGCAUAUGGAAUCCAGGCUGUCACAGAUGAAGAACCCGCCAAUGACAAUUUGUAUCUGGGACUCGUACUUGCUUUCGUUGUCAUCGUCAAUGGAGGGUUCUCGUACUAUCAAGAGGCCAAGAGCUCCAAGAUCAUGGAGUCUUUCAAAAAUCUUGUCCCUCAGCAUGCGCUUGUUAUCCGUGAGGGAGAGAAAAAGAUCAUCAACGCUGAGGAGGUAGUUGCUGGGGAUCUGGUGGAGGUCAAAGGUGGAGACCGAAUCCCGGCUGAUCUUCGCAUCGUUUCCGCACAAGGAUGCAAGGUGGACAACUCUUCGCUCACCGGUGAAUCUGAGCCUCAGUCUCGUACUGCUGACCUCUCUAAUGAAAACCCUCUGGAGACCAAAAACAUUGCCUUCUUCUCCACCAACUGUGUUGAAGGUACCGCCAGAGGCAUUGUCAUCAACACCGGUGACCGCACCGUCAUGGGUCGCAUCGCCAGUCUCACAUCCAGCCUAGAAGCUGGACAGACACCGAUUGCUAGAGAGAUCGAACACUUCAUCCACAUCAUCACCGGUGUGGCUGUUUUCCUGGGUGUGAGCUUCUUGAUCCUCUCUCUGAUUCUUGGAUAUGGCUGGUUGGAAGCCGUCGUUUUCCUCAUCGGAAUCAUUGUCGCUAAUGUACCCGAGGGUCUCCCUGCCACUGUAACUGUGUGUCUGACUCUUACGGCCAAACGUAUGGCAAAGAAGAAUUGUCUAGUGAAGAAUCUUGAAGCUGUGGAGACUCUCGGCUCAACCUCCACCAUCUGCUCGGACAAGACGGGAACUUUAACCCAGAACCGGAUGACCGUGGCUCACAUGUGGUUCGACAAUCAGAUUCAUGAAGCGGACACCACAGAGAACCAGAGCGGAACCUCAUUUGACAAAAGCUCUCCGACUUGGGCGGCCCUCGCUCGUAUCGCUGGCCUGUGCAACCGUGCCGUUUUCCGUGCCGAACAGAGCCACCUGCCAAUUCUUAAGCGAGAAACAGCUGGCGAUGCCUCUGAGUCUGCUCUGUUGAAGUGUAUCGAGCUUUGCUGCGGUUCAGUGAAUGAAAUGAGAGACAAGUACACUAAUAUUGCUGAGAUCCCUUUCAACUCCACCAACAAAUACCAGCUCUCAGUCCACAAGAAUCCCAAUUCCUCAGAGUCUAAACACCUGCUGGUGAUGAAAGGAGCCCCUGAGAGAAUCCUGGACCGAUGCUCCUCUAUUCUCAUCCAAGGAAAAGAGAAACCUCUGGAUGAUGAAUUGAAAGAUUCUUUCCAGAAUGCUUACGAAGAGCUCGGAGGUCUUGGAGAAAGAGUGCUGGGUUUCUGCCACUUGUCCCUCCCUGAUGACCAGUUCCCUCAAGGUUUUGCAUUUGAUGCAGAUGAAGUGAACUUCCCCACAGAGAAUCUUUGUUUUGUCGGCCUCAUGUCCAUGAUCGACCCGCCUCGCGCCGCCGUUCCAGAUGCCGUGGGCAAGUGCAGGAGUGCUGGAAUCAAGGUUAUCAUGGUAACUGGUGACCAUCCGAUCACGGCUAAAGCUAUCGCAAAGGGUGUCGGCAUCAUCUCUGAAGGCAACGAGACUGUGGAAGAUAUUGCUGCACGUUUAAACAUUCCUGUCGGAGAGGUUAAUCCAAGAGAUGCUAAAGCUUGUGUGGUCCAUGGAGGAGAAUUGAAGAGCAUGUCUGAAGAAGUACUGGAUGAGAUCCUGCAACAUCAUACUGAAAUUGUGUUUGCUAGAACGUCUCCUCAACAAAAACUGAUCAUAGUGGAGGGAUGUCAGCGACAGGGUGCCAUAGUGGCGGUGACAGGUGAUGGUGUGAAUGACUCUCCCGCUCUGAAGAAGGCUGAUAUCGGUGUGGCUAUGGGCAUCUCUGGAUCUGACGUGUCCAAACAGGCCGCUGACAUGAUUCUGCUGGACGACAAUUUUGCCUCAAUCGUCACUGGAGUGGAAGAAGGCCGUUUGAUCUUUGACAACUUGAAGAAGUCCAUUGCCUACACACUGACUAGUAAGAUCCCAGAAAUGUCACCGUUCCUCAUGUUUGUCCUCGUGGGUAUUCCUCUACCGUUGGGCACAGUCACAAUUCUCUGCAUUGACCUGGGCACCGACAUGAUUCCAGCAAUCUCGUUGGCCUAUGAGAAUGCAGAAAAUGACAUAAUGAAGAGACAACCCAGGAACGCUCAAACGGAUCGACUGGUGAACGAGAGGCUUAUCAGUAUGGCCUAUGGUCAAAUAGGUAUGAUCCAAGCACUCGCAGGGUUCUUCACCUACAUUGUCGUUAUGGGUGAGAGUGGAUUCUGGCCCAGUCAUCUGCCAGGACUACGAGUCGGCUGGGAAGAUAGAUCCAUCAGCGAUCUUGAGGACAGUUAUGGCCAGCAAUGGACCUACGAGAGCAGAAAAAUCAUUGAAUCCACAUGCCACACAGCCUACUUCGUCAGUAUUGUGGUCACGCAAUGGGGAGACUUAAUCAUUGUAAAGACCAGGAAAAAUUCCAUCUUUCAACAAGGAAUGAAAAACAAAGUCCUCAUCUUUGCCUUUUUUGAGGAAGCUGCUCUGGCAGCGUUCCUGUCCUACUGCCCGGGUAUGGACCUGGCUGUCAGAAUGUAUCCUCUCAGACCCUUGUGGUGGUUCUGUGCCUUCCCAUAUGCACUCCUCAUCUUCGUCUAUGAUGAAAUCAGAAAAUACAUUCUGCGGCAGAAUCCAGGAGGCUGGGUGGAAAGGGAAACAUACUACUGACACAAGAUGGUCUUUUGCAAACACAUGCAAAGAGAUGUUGUAUGUGGCGUCCAAAUACAAAUAAAUAUAUUUAAAUGCA
Molecule: messenger RNA, 3271 nt
Organism: Triplophysa dalaica
Lineage: Eukaryota; Metazoa; Chordata; Actinopteri; Cypriniformes; Nemacheilidae
Product: sodium/potassium-transporting ATPase subunit alpha-1-like
Exons: 22
Coding region: 118-3192 (1024 amino acids)
Biological process (GO): potassium ion import across plasma membrane; sodium ion export across plasma membrane; proton transmembrane transport
Cellular component (GO): membrane
Molecular function (GO): ATP binding; P-type sodium:potassium-exchanging transporter activity; ATP hydrolysis activity
Source: RefSeq, a predicted model, not a curated record